Molecule: messenger RNA, 893 nt
Organism: Lynx canadensis (Canada lynx)
Lineage: Eukaryota; Metazoa; Chordata; Mammalia; Carnivora; Felidae
Gene: DCTN3
Product: dynactin subunit 3
Exons: 8
Coding region: 38-628 (196 amino acids)
Biological process (GO): cytoskeleton-dependent cytokinesis
Cellular component (GO): dynactin complex
Source: RefSeq, a predicted model, not a curated record
CUGCCUGUUCCUCGGCUGAGGCGGGGGCGAGGUAGCUAUGGCGGCUGUCAGCGACGUGCAGCGGCUACAGGCCCGUGUGGAGGAGCUGGAGCGCUGGGUGUACGGGUCUGGCGGGCCGCGCGGCUCGCGGAAGGUGGCUGAUGGCCUGGUCAAGGUACAAGUGGCUUUGGGGAACAUUGCCAGCAAGAGGGAGAGGGUGAAGAUUCUGUACAAAAAGAUUGAAGACUUGAUCAAAUAUCUGGAUCCUGAGUACAUUGACCGCAUUGCCAUACCUGAUGCCUCUAAGCUGCAGUUUAUCUUAGCAGAGGAGCAGUUUAUCUUAUCCCAGAUUGCACUCCUGGAACAGGUGGAGGCUUUGGUGCCUAUGCUGGACAGCGCUCACAUCAAAGGUACCUCUUUAGAGCAGAGAAUUCAUUUUCAGAAUCUCAGGCAGUUUGGACCUAAGGACACUAGUCCGUUCCUGAGCAUGCCACCCGCCUGCAGCGCUUGGCCCAGAUCCACAUCCAGCAGCAGGACCAGUGUGUGGAGAUCACUGAGGAGUCCAAGGCUCUCCUGGAGGAAUACAACAAAACUACAAUUCUUCUCUCCAAACAAUUUGUGCAGUGGGAUGAGCUACUUUGCCAGCUAGAGGCCGCCAAGCAAGUGAAGCCAGCAGAGGAGUGAUGGUUGCUCCCCAUCCCAGGGUGGGCCAGGACAGCCAGGUUCCAGGGCCCUGUGUUAACCUGCCUUUGUAAUAGGGCAGAGGCAGGUCUGUAUUUAUUGGAUUCACAGCCUACUUGUCUGUAUUCAGGGGCUCUGAGAUCAGAGGUCUGGCUACUUGAGAUUUGCUAUUUGCACCCACUCCCCACAUCAGUGUCCUAUUCCAGUGACAAUAAACUAUAGAAAUCACUGGA